Messenger RNA from Astyanax mexicanus (Mexican tetra), 4392 nucleotides. RefSeq names its product E3 ubiquitin-protein ligase RNF31. The record is from RefSeq and is a predicted model, not a curated record. The transcript has 21 exons. Gene Ontology annotation, biological process: protein transport; protein linear polyubiquitination. Gene Ontology annotation, molecular function: K63-linked polyubiquitin modification-dependent protein binding; zinc ion binding; ubiquitin protein ligase activity. Lineage: Eukaryota; Metazoa; Chordata; Actinopteri; Characiformes; Acestrorhamphidae. Bases 221 to 2866 code for a protein of 881 amino acids. Gene Ontology annotation, cellular component: LUBAC complex.
UAGCUGCUUGUGUGAGCUGCAGAUCUGCGCUGCCCGGACUGCAGCUACUGACGACAGCGGGCGAAAGAAAACCAAAACUCUCCGUGUGGCUUGUAAACUUUGAGCUAUGACAGAAGUUGUGGUCAUGAAACCGCUCUCUGACUGCACCUGACGGCGGACAGCGGGCUGACACUCUGAUACCACGCUUUCUGGACGGGUUUAGGGGAGUAUCGGGACGGUUAUGUCGCUCGUGACUCCUGAUUUGGAGUAUAAAACACUUGCUGAGUGUAACUAUGCCUUCCCAACUGAAGUUCUGGCUGAUAUCAAGGAGGUGGAAACUGCAUUUCCAGAUCUGCAACUACAUGUAGAGUUUUACUAUUAUCCCAACAAUGACCGGAAGAAGCUGGUUAACUUGCGUGGCACUGUUCCCAUUGUUUAUGAAGGUAACAAAUACAACAUCCCAGUGUGCAUCUGGAUCCAUGAGACCCACCCACAGAACCCACCUAGGUGCUACGUCUGUCCCGUAUCCUCCAUGGUGAUUAACAGCAGGAGUAGCAGUGUGGACGCCCGGGGCCAUGUGCGUCUUGAUUGCCUCAGCAACUGGAAGACUGGCUGGUCCAACCUGUCUAUUGUGCUGGAGGAGAUGGUUGCCGCGUUUCAACGGGAGACGCCCCUUUUUGCCACGCCUCCUGUUAGAGCUGCCAAACUACCUCCUGGCACAAAGCAUUUACCCGCAGAAUGGCACGAUCAUCCUAAAACUUCCUCAACUCAUGGCAGUUGGCCUCAAGCUGGCAGUAACUCUGCUCAGAGAAAAUCAUCUCACCCUGAGAUGUCUUCAUCCUCAAUGAGCCAUUCUGCCAGCAACAUGCUACCCAAGAGUGCAAAGGAUGCAGCUGAAGGAAGCGGGGUGAAGAGAUCCUACACUCAGGAGCUGUUGGACUUUGGAAUAACAUUUAGUGCGCCAGAUGUCCAAAGCCGCCCUCCAACAAACCCAUUUAUCAGCAGUGCCACUGCUCCAAACACAAAUGUCUCAAAUCCAGAUGACCUCGACAACAUGUUUAAAAGUCUUCAGCUGGAAAGGGUCGUCAAUAUGUACCAGCUGGACCACAGAGACCAAGACAUUCCCCAUGCUUGGAGGCAGAGUCAGGGACAUGAAGAUGGUCGCCUUGUCCAGCCAGGCUUACUGGAUAACCGGCACAGGGUGUUGAUCAGCCAUCUCCCUGUGGGGGUCUCUCCGAAUAAAAUCAAAAACAAGCUCACCAUUUACUUCCAAAGGAAACUGAAUGGUGGAGGGGAGGUGGUGGCAGUGAUAUAUCCUUCUGUCCAACCAGAUCAGGCCGUGGUAACCUUCAGACACUACAGAGAUGCAGAGUAUGUUCUGAGAGAGCCGAACCGGGUCAUUGCCGUGGACGACCAGCAAGUUUUCAUUCAGUUGAAAAAGUUUGAGGGUUCUGAGGUACUCAUCCCAGAGGGCGUCAGGGGCGAGAAAGCAGAGAUGUUCAGGAGUAUCCUGAGCCUGGGGGACUGCAACUUCAACCCUGCAGAUGUGCUAGAAGCUGUGCAGGCGUGCCGGGACCUCCCGUCCGCUCUCAAGUACCUCUCUCAUGACUGCCCCAUCUGCCAGGAACAGAUGUCCUUCGGCAAGAUGAUCACCAUGACCCACUGCUCGUGUACGUUCUGUGAAAGCUGCUUCAAAGCCUACUUCUCGUCCGUCAUUAAAGAGAAGAGCAUCGUCCAUGCGGUUUGCCCUAUGUGUAAUCAGCCCGAUGUUCGUGGAGCUGGACGCAGGGAGGAGUCCAUGGAGUACUUCAGCCUGCUGGACACUCAGAUCAGGCACUAUCUAGACCCACAAACUCAUGAGCUGUUUCAGAGGAAGCUGAGGGACCAGGCGCUGCAGGAGAUGCCAAAUUUCCGCUGGUGUGCUCAUUGUUCUUUUGGGCUUCUCCACGAGGCUGACAGACUGAGGAUGGAUUGCCCCAACUGUGGAAAAAGCACAUGCUUUAAUUGCAAGAGCCCUUGGGCUUCCCAACAUGAGGGACUUUCCUGUGAGAAGUUCAAAGAGUGGCAGCAGCUGAAUAGCCCUGAAUAUCAAAACUCACGUCUGGAACUCCUUCUCAGCAGGAACAAAAUAGAUUGCCCGAAAUGCAGAUUCCGGUUCUUUCUGUCUAAGGGCGGUUGUUUACAUUUUAAGUGCACUCAAUGCCAGCACGAGUUUUGUGGAGGCUGCAGUCGUCCAUUCAGAAACGGCUCUGCAUGCAAUUUCUCAGCUGAAUGCGGCACUAAAGGGUUACACGCCCACCACCCCAGGGACUGCCUGUACCACCUCAGAGACUGGGAUGUGGCCAGACUUUGCAGCCUGUUGCAGCACCAUGGAGUUGCACACCCACUCAUCUACAGCCAGAGGGAUGGAUCUGUGCUGGGGAGUCAGAGAGUUGUGUGUGCUGUGUUUGAGCACAAAGAGUUGGGGAGCCCGAGAGAGGAACCUUGUGGGAGGGUGGCAUUGCCAGAAUACAACGGUUACUGCACGCUGCAUUACAAGGAGUGUCUGGUGGAGCUGAUUAAACAGAAUGGAUUAGACCCAGUGGUGCUGUUCACUGAGCCAGAACUGCGGGCAGAACUGGACCGCUGGAAGAUUCCCGUUCCGGAAAAACAGCCUCCUGAAUCUGACAGGCUCUACAGUGAUCGCCUACGACAGAUCCUGGUCCAGAGGGUUGGUUUGACACGUCCUUCUGCUGCUGCAGCUUCACAACUAAAGCCAAGCGUUCCUCCGACCCCAUCGCCUUCUCCAUCUACUCCCCCAGCCGCCGGGGCUCCGUGGUACUCGGUGCUGAACCCAGGCAGAGCCUUACCCGAAGACACUCAACUGCUGCUGCUGCUGAAUGACUGAACAGCACAUACUAACCAAAUACUCACAGUCAGAGAGUGUGUGUGUGUGUUGCCAGCAGGUACCAGGUGCUGUAGAGAUGUGUCUCAUUCACUUAUUAACUGUUCAGUUCAGUGUAGGUUGGAGCUUUUGUUGCAGCUGAGGAAUAAAACACCUACCACAGCUGAGGGAGCAGGAACUGCAGCACUGCAUUCUCUUGUUGUGUAAAGUGCAGUUAGUAAGUAUUUGCACUGACAGUCUUGUGUGUGCUCGGGAUUUGGUUCAAGUAUUCAGACACACUGGAUUUAACAGACAGAUUUAAUAUGCAGAAUAUAAAGGGUACUUUUGUCUGUACUUUAGAACUGACAUGCCAAAAAAAAAAGUAAUCGAAUAGCAAAAUGUAAAUAGAUCGUAAUGUAUUACCUCAAGACAUGGCUUGGUGGGGUGCACAUCUGUACAAGUUGUGAGGUGUUUUCUUGUGAGUAAGCCUGUCAUUGGCCAUGGGACAGGAUUAGUUUCUCAGGGGGACAACUGUGAAAAAUAUUUCACACUUCUACUUUGUAAGGCUUUCUCAGGCUUUCUUAAUCACGUGACAUCGCGUUCAGUAGCUCCUCCAUUUCCACUCGCUGUUGUGUUUACGUGGAUCUCCGUGGAAACCUGUGACAGAAGUGUAACUAUGGUGCAUGGCAGUGGAAAAUAGCUAUUUUAUUAAACGCGAGGUAAUGAAACUCAGAAAUUACUCUGGACAGAAAUAAAAUAAUCAGAUGACCAGAUGAGUUCAGCGAAAAACAGUAGAUAAUUCAGCCUGUAAUUUUAUGAGAAAAACACAUACAUAGUCGUUUCGGACGGAAAUAAAAUCACAGAGGAUCAAAUCACAAAAUUGUCCAAGUAAACAGAAAUCACAUUCACAUUCAUAACGGGAGACCCCACUCGCAUAUUCCUCACAUCAAUGCAGUGUAAUUCAGCUUACAUUGGACAUGGAAAGUCAUGUGACACAAUACUAUUUUGGCAUGUCAGUGUAUGUUGGAAUUUCUGACAUUCUGCAAUUUAUGCUUAUAAUCCAGUGUGCUUGAGUACAGAUUCACACUCACACUUACUGUCCUAAUACUUACACUUCCUCUCGUGCACCAUUUUAACAUGUGGUUUAAUUUUAAGGACAGAGUGAAGCACCUGAUCAGGAUCAAGUUUCAUAUUCACACUCACAGGUGCACUUCAUCCUCUGCUUUAGCACUAAAACCCAGAGUUAAGUACUUACCAUAUUAGAGCAAUGCCUAAUUUGUUCAGAGUUUUGUAUUAAGGUGUUUUUUUUACACACUCCGUCAUUUUAGAGUAACUUUGUUUUAAUAGAAGUAGUUAUUUGUAAAUUCAUGUGCAUGAAUGCAGUUUUAAUGAGCACAGGAAUGCACUUUUUCAUGCCGAUUGUGACGUGGAUAUUUAAAAAUAAUAAUGAUGAUGCCGAGUGCCGCAGUGAAACCAUUUGAAAAAAAAACACUAAUAAUAUAUCUUUAACUUUGUGAAUAACUGUGAAAAUAAAAUGUUUAUUUUUUCUA